Molecule: messenger RNA, 2253 nt
Organism: Diabrotica virgifera virgifera (western corn rootworm)
Lineage: Eukaryota; Metazoa; Arthropoda; Insecta; Coleoptera; Chrysomelidae
Product: serine/threonine-protein kinase VRK1
Exons: 6
Coding region: 127-2112 (661 amino acids)
Biological process (GO): signal transduction; peptidyl-serine phosphorylation
Cellular component (GO): cytoplasm; nucleus
Molecular function (GO): ATP binding; protein serine/threonine kinase activity
Source: RefSeq, a predicted model, not a curated record
UCAAAAGUCAGUUAAAAGAUGGCCGUGAAAUUUUCUAAUAGAUAGAUGUGCAGUACAAUCAAAGUUUAUAUUACGUUAAAGAUUUACUUUUUGUGUUAGUUAAAUAGUUGUGAUUAGGAUACAAUAAUGCCUAGAAAGAUAUAUGAGGAAGAUUUAUCCUAUUCUUCAUCUACUAAAGAUGAACCACCCAAAAAGAAAAGUUCUAGUGGAGUAUCCAAUUCAGCUGAUUUUAAACAAGGAGAAGUAGUAACCGAUAUUAGUGGAAAAAAAUGGAAGUUAGGUAAAACUAUCGGAAUUGGAGGGUUUGGUGAAAUUUAUGAAGCAUCAGAAAGUUUAGCCAGAGGAUUUAAGACUGACUAUUCCUAUGUGGCUAAGGUUGAAAAGCACACAAGUGGUCCUUUAUUUGUAGAAAUAAAUUGUUAUCUUAGGAUUGGAAAGCCUCACAUAAUUGAUGACUGGAAGAAAGAACACGAUUUACAAUUCAUAGGAAUGCCACAUUAUAUAGCAUCUGGCUCGUGUUUUCAUAAUAAUGAAAAAUAUCGCUUCCUUUUAUUGCCAAAAUAUGAAAGAGAUCUUGGCCGAAUUCUUAAAGAAAAGAAAGUGUUUAAUAUAAAAACUGUAUCAAACAUAUGCAUACAUAUUAUAGAUGUUUUAGAAUAUAUUCACAGUAAAGGUUAUGUUCAUUCAGAUAUAAAGGCAUCUAAUAUAAUGUUGGGUAACCAAACUAAAUCAAAAGUAUCAAAUCAAAUAAUACGUUUCGCCAGACCAUGUAGAUCAAGGCAAAAAAAUGUAAUUCAAUAUACUGCUACUAGAACUAGUUCUAGAACACUUAUGAGAAGUACAAGAAAUCUUAGGCCUUUAAGUGCUGUGAGUUAUAUAGAUGAUAUACCAUAUUUAGAGGAAGUAUUAGAUAUACAUGAAAGAAAAAAAUCACCUGCCGAUUUCCUAUCAGAUGACUCAGCUUAUUCUUCAGACGAAAUGCCAGAAACUGAAAAUAAUGAUCUAAACCAAGUUUACUUAGUAGAUUUUGGACUUGCCUCCAAAUUUUUACAGUCCAAUGGAGAGCACAAGGAAUUUUCUCCAGAUGAAAGAAAAGCACAUGCCGGUACAGUUUUAUUCUGUUCUAGAGAUGCCCAUAAAGGUAUUCCCUCCCGUAGGUCCGAUUUGGAAAGUUUAGCUUACAACAUGGUUUAUUGGUUGACUGGUACUUUGCCAUGGAUAGAAGACUUGGAACAACCAGGUGAAGUAGAAAAGAAGAAAAUUCGCUGUUUUAGGAACAUUAAAUGUUUUUUGGAUUUGUGUUUUAAUAACAAUUUUCCCCGUUUUGUCUUGGAAUAUUUUGAAUAUUUAGAUAAACUACAGUUCACGGGCUCUCCUGAUUAUGACCACUGCCGUAAUAUUUUAAGAAAAGCAAUAAAGCUGUAUGGCUACAAACAAGAUUCGGUUCUGGACUUUGAUAAUUUAGAAGGUUGGGGAACCAAGAAAAUUACUGCAUCAAAUAAAAAAAUAGUGACCCACUUCAGUUUCUUAAAAACGAGUCCCCUCCAGCCUCUCAAUUCCAAUAUUGUUUUUAAAAGGCCGAAACUGCGUAAACAGGUCAAGAAUAUAAAAAUACAAGACAGUAUGAUGAAUUGGUCUAAGAUUUUGAUAGGAGAUCCGGAAACUAUAAUUAGGCAGGCUAGGGAUAGGACAACGACAGAAGGCAGUGACCCAGGAGUUGGUUUAACUUCCUUAGAUAUAUACAGCAUGAACCCCACACAAGAAAUGCUUAAUAUAUUUAAUAAAUGCAUGGAAAGGGAAACAUCUCCAAGGUAUAAAACUGAAAGUGUCGUUCCUGAUAAUAUAGAGGGAUAUACACCAGCAAUGAUGGGCGUAUAUGCUAAAAUACUAGAGAGAAAAGAACUCGAAGCUGUGAUGGUUAAUAACAACAAUGAUCGACAAGUUUCUAACAAAAGAGUAUGUAGAAAAGGUGUCAAAAGAUCUGAAAAACCCCUAGAAAAAGAUGUUGAAUCUAAAUCUAAACCGAAAGCUCGCAAAAAAGACAGUUCCUCGCAAAAGACAAAAAAAGGAAGAAGUGUACCAACUCGUAGAUAUUACAGGUUAAGGGGAUAAAAUACUGCUGGCUUGAGUAAACGAAAAUAUCUACAUUCUUCAGAAGAGUAUUACGGUAUAUUUGAGACUGGAUUGACUACAUUCAUUUUAAUGUCUUAUAUUGUUUGUUAUAUUGUUUAUAAAAAAAUAAUUUGUUUUGUA